Molecule: messenger RNA, 1239 nt
Organism: Venturia canescens
Lineage: Eukaryota; Metazoa; Arthropoda; Insecta; Hymenoptera; Ichneumonidae
Gene: Cib2
Product: Calcium and integrin binding family member 2
Exons: 4
Coding region: 384-971 (195 amino acids)
Biological process (GO): calcium ion homeostasis
Molecular function (GO): calcium ion binding; magnesium ion binding
Source: RefSeq, a predicted model, not a curated record
AGAAAAAUGAAUCGAUACUACUUUCAAUUUACAAAUCAUUUCCCACGAAGAACGGUUCCAUCUGUUAAAGUCAAGUAAAUAAUGGUCUGUCGGAGAUCGCCUGCAAUCGUCACAUUAAAAUUCGUCAGGAAGAAAUCUGACAACGAACGUACGUGGAAAUGGGAGCGCCCGGGCGCACCCCACGGUUAUUAGAAACUAUUUCGUAUCGAACAUGGAGCUGGUUAGCUCGUGUUUAUCGUUCAGAAAAAUUCAGUAUUCGCGGGAACGCGUUUGACGUUCCGUCAAACGGAUUCAAACGCUCCCUCACGUUUGGUCGGUGAUCCGAAGAAGCAAGAAGAAGAAGGAAAUUCAAUAAAAAAUUUGAGUCAGCUGAAAAAACGUAAAUGGGCAAUAAAGUGGCGAUUUUUUCUGAAGAACAGUUGAACGAUUAUCAGGAUUGCACUUUUUUCACGCGCAAAGAAAUUCUGAGAAUCUUCAAACGUUUCCGAGAGAUGGGGGAUCCGGGUAUGGUGCCACGAAGCAUGACUCCCCAGGAAGCUGCGAAUCUGCGAUUACCCUCGUCUUAUUUAGCCCGGAUACCAGAACUCAAGGAGAAUCCAUUCAGAGAACGUAUUUCGGAGGUAUUUACAAAUUCGGAAGCGAACAGCAGCAGCGCGGAGGGCAUUUGUUUCGAGGAGUUUCUUGAGAUGAUGUCUGUAUUUUCCGAGCACGCACCGAGGGAUCUAAAGGUCUUCUAUGCAUUCAGAAUUUACGAUUUCGACGAGGACGGUGUAAUUGGGACUGCAGAUCUGGAGAGAACGUGUCGUCAGUUGGUUCAGUCUGGUCUGACGAGCGAGGAGAUAGGAACGAUCUGUCGAAAAGUUCUGGAAGAGAGUGACAUCGAUGGGGACGGUGCAUUAUCCUAUCUCGAGUUCGAGCACGUCGUCACCAGGGCUUCGGAUUUCUUAUCAACGUUUCACAUUCGAAUAUAAAUAAAUGAAAUCUAAGGUAUUUCAUUCGGUGAAUAACUAUCUAAUUAAUAAAAAAUGAAACAUUGUUCGAAGCUGUGCAAUUAGCUACACUUAUAGGUAAAAUUUUCCUUCAUAAAUUCAUGCGUUCAAAUGGUUAAAGGUUUUAAGUACAGUAUAAAUAUGAAUAAACAUGACAAAACUUGGAGGAUAAAAAAUUGUACACGAUCUCUGAGUUCCUCGACCCGAUCGACUGGUUUUCCCGCUCCUUCCAACUUCAUUGUCGCGUGUA